Strigops habroptila (Kakapo) is the source of this 1424-nucleotide messenger RNA. RefSeq names its product PIGY upstream reading frame (gene PYURF). The record is from RefSeq and is a predicted model, not a curated record. NCBI's taxonomy places the organism in Eukaryota, Metazoa, Chordata, Aves, Psittaciformes, Psittacidae. The transcript is spliced from 2 exons. Bases 471 to 806 code for a protein of 111 amino acids.
CCAGCAGCUUUCUGUAGAGAGCGCGGGGGAAGGAGAAGGGCGCUAUGCACCCGUUAUACAGCGCCAUCCCGCACAGCGUCCCGAUCCGGAACAACGCGUCCUCACCGCCCGACGCCUGCUUAAACACAAGCACACAAAGGAAGCCGUGACUGCCCCUUCCCGGGAGCAGGCUCCCCUCACCCCCCGCGCCGGCCCCUCACCUGGCUGGGCAGCCACAUGAGGCCGGAGGCGACGCGGCGGAAAGCCCCGGUGAUGGGCUGGCAGAGAGUCCUGACGGCCACGCUGAAGAGCUCCUGCGACAGCCCGCCUUCGUCCACGCCCUGCUCGCCGGCGAACGACACCUGCGGGCACCGAGACACCCAUCGCGCCGCGGAGAACGGCACGGGGGUGCGCGGAACGCCUGUGCCCGCCCCCAGCGCAGCCGGGCCGGCUGCCGGCGCACCGGAAGCGGCGCGGCCCGGGGAGCGGCCAUGCUGCGCGGCGGAGGGCGCGGCGCGGCGGCGGUGCUGCGGCGGGCGGCAGCGGGUGGCCGCGCUGCGAGCGGCGGGCACGGACAGCAGCCGGACCCGGAGCAGGGCCACGGCCAGGGCUCAGCGCGGCCGCAGCCGCUGGAGCCGUCGCUGCUGAGCUUCCUGGUGUGCCCGCUCUCCAAGCGGCCGCUGAGGUACGAAGAAGCUACCAACGAGCUCAUUAACGAGGAGCUGGGCAUUGCGUACCCCAUCAUUGACGGCAUCCCCAACAUGAUCCCAGAGGCUGCCAGGAUGAUUCGGAAGAAGCCCCCCGCUGAGGACUCGAAGCAGGCGUGAGGACCCGCAGCCACUGCAGUGAAGUGGGGCUGAUGGCCGGAGGAGGCAUGCUCCCCUCUCUGCCCACGCUGACCGUGCUGGUGCCCCUCCUGUCCCUAGCAGGCUUGUUUUACUCGGCCAGCAUAGAUGAGACCUUCCCACAGGGCUGCACCAGCACAAGCAGCUUAUGUUUCUAUAGUCUCCUCCUUCCUAUUACGAUACCAGUUUAUGUGUUCUUCCACCUGUGGACCUGGAUGGGGAUUAAGCUUUUCAGGCACAACUAGUGCAAUGCAUUUGCUAACUCCUGGGCUUCUGUAAAGUGACGCAGUUCAUUUAAUCUCAUCUGGUAUUGCAGUUGGUUUGAGAGAGUCCCCUUCUGGCACUAGUGACUGUCAUAAUUUUCCUAGUACUCUCUGGAACUAUGAAGUCCUCUGCAGCAGCCUAUUAUUUAAUUACUCCAAGGCAGAUAAAGAGAAAGAAUAACAAGAAGUACUAACUCCUUCUAGUGUAUCCCAUCAAGUGUUGUGCAUUUGUGGUGGCACUAAUGAAAAUCUUCUAGGUAGUGAUCGUUUUUAUGAGGAAGAACUGUACCCUGACUGAAAUAUCUUAAAUAAUAAACAAUGAUAAUGAGCAGCAGUA